AAAGCUACAGCGGUGAAACUGGAAGAUGUAGACGAGAUCUCUGGUUUCGUUCAAGAUGCGCGUCAGCAUUCUUAUUGCAGCCCUUGUGGCAACUGUUGCCGCUAUUCCUACACCAUUGAAGCACCAUGCUGCUGAUCAAGAGCUUCUUAAGAAGCAACAAGACAUCAUCUACUUGUUCGACCAAAUAACUCAACCAAUUCCCAACCAACAAUUGUACAACCUCGGUUUCAACUACAACAUUGAGCAGAACUUGGUUGAUUACGUUGAACCACAAAUUGUCAAGUAUUACGUUGGUUUGGUCCACCACGGCCAUGUUCAACCAAAAGGAACUCCAUUCUCCUGUUCCGUGAGCCAACUCCGUAAAGAAGCUGCUCUUCUUACUAGAGUACUUCUUGGUGCUAAAAACUACAACGUCUUCUUGAAGACUGCUGCUUGGGCCCGCAUUCAUGUGAAUGAACACCAAUUCAUCAAGGCUGUCAUCGCUGCUCUCCUCCAACACCCAGACACCCAGGGAGUCAUUCCUCCAGCUCUCUAUGAGAUCCUUCCUCAACACUACUUCGAUGCCCGAGUUAUCCACGAAGCCCAGAAUGUUAAAAUUCUUGGAGUUGACAACCCAUUGACUGAACAAACUGUUGUCAUUCCCGUCAACUACACUGACUACCUCCCAGGUGGUGAACAACAACUUUCUUACUUCACUCAGGAUAUUGGUCUUGCCCUCUACUAUGCUUAUGUCUCCCUUGCUGGAUACAUGGUCCCAGACAACUUCAGUGGAUACAACUCUCACGUUGAAGGUAGCCAACAUUCCCACAUUGGACGUGGACAAAUCUACUAUUACCUUCACCAACAACUCUUGGCUCACUACAACCUCCAACGUCUUUCUCACGGUCUUGGACCCAUUGACGAAAUUGACUUUGAACACAUUCAAACUCCCUACCACCCACAUCUCUACCACACCAACGGACUUCAAUUCGCUGGUCGUUCUCACGACAUUCAUCUUUCUCCUUACUACCAUGAUCUCGUUAAGAACGUCCACGUUCUCGAGAAGAGACUUAGUGAUGCUAUUGACGCUGGAUACGUCAUCACCCCUCAACAAGCUUUCUUGUCUCUUUACCAACCCCACGGUCUUAACAUCUUGGGAGAACUCAUUGAAGGAACUGGCAAGAGCGUAAACCCACGUUACUACGGAAGCUUCCAAGCUGCUGCCCGUCAACUUCUUGGAAACGCCCCGGAAUUCAGCAACAUCUGGGAAUACACUCCAGCUCCUCUUGAUAUCCACGAAACCGCUGUUCGUGACCCAGCUUUCUACCAACUCUACAAACGUGUUAUCAAGCUCUUCCACCAAUACCAAGAAUCUCUCCCAGCUUACCAAUAUGACGACCUCGUUGUUCCCGGUGUUACCAUUGAGAAGGUCAUCUUCCCCAACCUUGUCACUUACUUCGACUCUCACGUUGUAAGCCUUGGCAACGGAAUCGUUCAACCCGUCAACAAAGUUGAACAAGAAAACCUCAAAGUCAAAGCUGAAGUCCACAGACUCAACCACAAACCCUACGAAUACCAGAUUGUUGUAAACAGCGAGAAACCUAUCACCAACGCUGUUGUCCGUGUCUACCUUGCUCCUAAAUACAACUACGAUGGCAAACCCAUUGACAUUAACCACCACAGACACUACUUCGUUGAACUUGACCAAUUUGUCCAUGAUCUCCACGAAGGCAAGAACGUCAUUGUUCGUGAUUCUCACCACGCUCCUCACUUGAGCCACGACUACCCAUCCGUCCACCACAUCAGCACCUACAUUGACAGCGCUGUCCGCUCUCAAGCUCCAUACUACGUCUCUGAACCUCACCAGAUCUUCGGAUUCCCCGCCAGGUUGUCCAUUCCUAAAGGUCAAUACGGUGGAUUCCCAGUCCAAGUUUUGGUUGUUGUCAGCACCCCUGAACCUACUGGUGUACAGUAUGGUCCAGUCGUCCCAGCUCAAUAUCAGACUUACCAGAAACCCUACUAUCAGGUUGUUGAUGGAGAACAAUACCAUGAAGGCCAAGGACAGGUCCAGGGACACGUUCAAGGACACAUCCAUCACUCUGUCGAUGUCCUUCCCCACUGGCACAGCUACGGAGUUUACGGAAACGAUGCUGAAAAACUGAAGUACUACUACGGUCACUACCUCUACCAGAAAUACCCACAACAAUACCCCAUCCCCCACGUUCAAUACUAUGGAGGAGAACAUUACCAAACUGGAACUCAUGGUUACGGACAUCAAGGAAUCCAUCAUCAACAAGGACACCAAGUCUAUGGCCAUCAAUACCAAGGACAUCAAUACCAAGGACAUCAAUACCAAGGACAACAAUACCAAGGACAGCAAUACCAAGGACAACAAUACCAAGUCCCUGUUAGCCACAUCCAACAAUCUGGAGUUCACGGAGUCCCAAUCGUCCAACAAGGAGUAUACCAAGGUGAAGGUGUUCAAGGAACAGGAUACCAAGGUGGAGUAACCUACCCCUACAUCGUUGGUGGAGUCCACGGAGUUCAGGGAGUUGAAGGAGUCCAUGGAGUUGAAGGAGUUCACGGAGUCCACGGUGUUCACGGAGGCCAAGGAGUUCACGGAGGUCAAGGAGUUCACGGAGUUAAAGGAGUUGAAGGAGUCCAGGAAAUCGAAGGAGUUCACGGAGUCCACAACACCUACGAUAUCAACAAACACAACGUUGAAUACCUCCAGAAAUACUACCAUGGCAAACACAUCAGUGAAGUGAUCGGAGGUGCUGUAUCCCUUGACCACAAACCUUUGGGAUACCCAUUCAACAGACCUCUUGCACCAAGUGCCUUGUAUGUUCCCAACAUGAAGAUCGCUGACGUUAUCGUCUACCACCACGACACUACCCCUGUCUACUAAGCUUUCUCUCAAUAGUAGCACGAUCAGACAAUGAUUGCUGAUCUUUUUCAAUUAUUUUUGUAACUCUUCAAUUUUAACGAAAUAAAUUGUUUCUGAAUGCAAAA
Messenger RNA from Chelonus insularis, 2991 nucleotides. It is a transcript of the gene Hex110, whose product is annotated as allergen Cr-PI-like. The record is from RefSeq and is a predicted model, not a curated record. The coding region runs from base 56 to 2887 and encodes 943 amino acids. NCBI's taxonomy places the organism in Eukaryota, Metazoa, Arthropoda, Insecta, Hymenoptera, Braconidae. The transcript has 6 exons.